AUUACUCAGUACGUCAAUUUGGCGACCUGUCUCGUGAAUUGCCAUGUCUUCAAACUAUUCCCCGCGGACCUGCAGGAGCAUAUUCUCACGGCAGAAGCUCUCUACAAGGGUUACCAGCGUUCCACGCAUCCCCACAUGGCUGGCUCCCAGUCGGCGAAGGAUCUGAUAUCGAUGGGCUCACAUGCCGUUCAAGAGUACCAACCGCCCGAUCCCCCGGAAGAGGCCGUCUCCGAUCGUGUCUGCUUCCUCUUCAACAACCUUACCAAAGUUAACGUGAAGGAGAAGUCGGCUGAUGUUUGCGACAUCCUCGAGGAGGGCCUACUGCCCUGGUUUGCUUACUACCUUGUCUGCAAGAGGGUCACUGUGGAGCACACCUUCCACGAUCUCUUCGCCAUGGUUCUAGACUUUCUGCAGGAGCGACUUCCCAACAUACGACCCUCGGUGCUGGCAGAGGUCUUCCGUAACAUCAAGCUGAUUCUACGGAGCAUGCGUGCUGACAAGGACGAUUCCACCGCCCGCGUCUCGCUCAAGAACCUAGGCAGUUUCCUCGGCCUGGUCACCCUGGCACGCAACAAACCCAUUCUGCACGAUGACCUCAACAUCAAGGAUCUCCUGUAUGAGGCCUACAGCAAGGGUGCCGUGCCCCUUAACUACGUGGUACCCUUUGUCUCGCGGGUUAUGCGCGCGGCUACAGAGAGCAUCGUUUUCCGGCCGCCCAAUCCCUGGACGGUGGCCAUCCUCAAGGUGCUGCGCGAAAUGCACCUGAUGGGUGAUGUCAAGAGCACUGUGCGAUUUGAGGUGAUUCCCGACAUCCCUACUCACCGCAGUUUCUACUGCUCUUGUCGCACCAUUGUUUUUCUUCCAACUCUGUCGUAG
This is a messenger RNA of Dibothriocephalus latus, 876 nucleotides long. NCBI's taxonomy places the organism in Eukaryota, Metazoa, Platyhelminthes, Cestoda, Diphyllobothriidea, Diphyllobothriidae. The record is from the annotation of a GenBank genome assembly.